CUGUGUAAUGGUCAUACUGAGCACGGCUGGUGUUACACACACACAGGCUGUGGGAGUAAACACAAAUACCUCACGAUUUUCGUCCAAAUUCUGCAUUUCAGCUCAACAGCCCCUGUUUUUCAAGUCGUAAGUGUUCCCCAGAGUCGCAGCCCUGCAUUCCAAAAAGGAAGACGAGUACUUCACCAUGAGCUCAGACGAUGGUGACAUGGAGAACCAGGCUGAGCUGGAAGAGAAGACGAGGCUCAUCAACCAGGUGUUGGAGCUUCAACACACUUUAGAGGACCUGUCUGCCAGAGUGGACGCUGUCAAAGAGGAGAACCUGAAACUGAAGUCUGAGAACCAGGUUCUGGGUCAGUACAUUGAGAACCUCAUGUCUGCCUCCAGUGUCUUCCAGACCACUGACACCAAGAGCAAACGAAAGUAAGGAGAACCUCUGAGAGCCUAGACCUAAUAAUCCCACUCACAUUCCAUAACCUGAACCCAAAGCAUCCUGGAAGACUGGACUCUAAUAGUCGACACCAUGGACCCUUCUAUACUGCCUGAGUCUAAAACAUGUUUCUGAGCAAAGAUGGGUGUUUGCUGUGUGCACUAGGAGGCAGUGUUGUGUUUAUCAAAUCAGGAUGUACACGGAAGAGAAAAGACGGCUGUUUAUCAGUCCUGGUAGAUCAGUCAGAAAACAAAGGGCCACAUUUUUGAUGGGCUCAACUUACCGGCACAUGCACACAACUGGUUUUGAAAUGUAAAAGUUGAAAAGUUGUGUGAGCUGUGGUUACUCCUCGUUGCAUAUGAAUGCAAAUAAGUAUCUUUGUAGAAGCAUGCUUUGACUUUAGUCAGCUGCAACUCAGACUUCCUCUUUCAUCCCAAACAUCUGCGAUUCCAGGAACCUGAGCACUGAGCAACACCUGACCCGUCUCUUAACAGGUGGUCGUAAAUUUGCUUUUGUCCAGUUCCCAAAUUUUGUACCAGUUACAAAUGUACAGAGGGGUUGUGAGGGAACAGCAGCCAGUAGUUUUUACAAAGCUCUCCUACUUUGCUAUGAGCGUUUACAUUUGGGCUAAAUUGUGGUUGUUGAUUAAAAUUGGAUUGAUACCUAAAUCAAGUGCACAUUUAAAGCCGUUUCAUACCGAGCAUGGAUUUUUGACCGGAAAAAUUUGGAAAUUUAUAAAAGCUGAUAUUCUGGAUUCCUGUAAGUGCUUGCACACCCCCAAGGAAUAUUAGGCGCAGGAAAAAAUAUUCAGACUGACUUCGAUUUCAGCAGAUUUCCACCUGCGAAAAAUAUACGUAACCAAUGAAAUCCUUUGUUCCAACUGUUGUCAUACCUCCAGGCCAUAGCUAGCUUGCUGCCAAAAUGGGGGAACAUCUAAUUAAUUUGCUUUCUCAACACCCAUUAUCGUACAACAAAUAUUGCGACGACUACCUCAACAACCAAAUAAAGGACAGUGAAUGGCUUGCUCAGCAGCUGAAAUACAAGGAUGGUAAUGUAGCUGAUAUAUAUAACGUUACAUGUUCAUCACAGAAUGGGGCUAGGUACAACAGCUAGCAUUAGCAUAACAUUUUGGGUCUGAUUAGGGUAUGUAAUGUGUAGCUAAUGUUAGCCGUCUGGAUGGGUUUUGGUUGUGUGGAGUGGACGCUGGCACCAUUUAGGAGGAAACUCUUUGGGCCUCAUUUUUGAAAAUGAAAGACUUCACUGAGGAUAAUUUACACCAGACCCAGUGUGUCGUGUCAAUUUCGCAUUGCAGCGGUGAGAAACGGCUUUAAAUUUGUUUAGGGGUUAUUUUGUGCGGUAAAUGGUGGCAGAGUUGACUCAGUAGUCAGAGCUGAUUAAAUAUAAACAUUCACAACAAUGAACAAAAUAUGAAUCAAACAAAUUGAGGAAAUGUGCGCAGGGCUGAAAAACACAUUAUGACAUGAUGAUUGCUUUUUUUGGACAUUUUAGAGGUUUAGAUACCAUGCAAAUGGCGAUUUGGAGGUAAAUUCUUAUGCUGCGUUUGUUAUAACAUUUCCAAAAUCCUUUGUACCCCAUGCCGCACUCUAAUAGCCAUCUGUACAUGCAACACAUAUUCCAGUGAGACAAGGCAGCUAACAGCAGUAAUAAAGCUAACCCAGACUACACAAAGUUAGCUGUACAGGUAGUGAAAAAUGAACUGUAUCCAUUUCGCAAACUAAUUACAGACAGCAUGGGUUAAAAGCACAGAGCCCCACUCACAUGAUUAACAUUAGCAUUAAAGAGAUCUGUUAGUGAUGUGGAUAUGGGUAUUAUAGCAGUAAUGCUAUUAUUGAUCUGAAAGACGUAUAAACUUUUCAAUAUUUAGUAGACAGCAUAAACAGUAACGGUGUGUCUUACCUGUUUUUCCUCGACAGGUCCUGUGCAAAGCUAUUCACCGCUUUAUUAAAAACAGAUUGCUAUAUGCUAAUAGCUAAUUCUGCCCCCUGAACGUACAGGGAGGUUUCCUUCUUGGGAUAUUUACGUACAUCUGUCAUGCAUUGCUUGUGCAGUUUAUGUAGUUAAUAUCAGAAAAUCAACUCUUUAUACAAGCUGUCAGUCAUUUCCCUUAGUUUUCUGUUUCCUCCAUCUCACAGAUGAUGAUAAUAUUCAUCAUCAAGGAGAAUAUGUCCACAGUCCAGAUAAUGUUGAGUUUCUCUCAAAGCCAUGCUCCCAGAUCUUAUUGGCCCCCAGGCACACACACGCACACACAUACACUGAAAAAAGAAAUUCCAAUGCUCAACCCCUUCCAAUUUUUGAGUUACAAUGUUUGUGUUACACUUUCCUUUUCUCCUCGGGGCUUAAGGGCUUGAUUCAAACACAAUUUUUCUCAGUGUUUGUUGAUGGGAAGCUGGUGAGGGAUCAUGUCUUUGUCACUGCACUAGAGACUCAUAUCGGCUUUUCACACGGCAUUCUCUUAGCCUCAGCUAAUGUAGCCCAUUUUUACUUACACAUUGUUUACCAAGGGUCAACCUAAGCCCAGGGCUAUACAACUCACUUUCACUAUCCCAGGGCUAAAUGUUUGUUUGAACACAUAAUGCAUGUUAACAUUCUAACAUGCUAUUGUUUACUUAGCCUUGUUUCUCACACUGGCAACUUUUAGCCCCAGGUGAAGUCCAUACUCAGGAGAUAACCCUGCAAACUCGGGGCUAACUCUGCUCCAGAGCAGGCUAAAGUUGGCACACUUAGCAUGUGCCAGGAUUGUGCCAGUGUGAUUUUUUUUUUUUUGUUUGUUUUUUAUUCAGUUCAAUUCGAUUUUAUUUAUAAAGCCCAAUAUCACAAAUCACAAUUUGCAUCAAAGGCAGCAUACAACACCCCUCUGUCCUUCAACCCUUACAGUGGAUAAGGGAACCCCCCCCCCCCCCCCAGCCUGGGGCUAAGGACAGUGUGAAAAGUCUACUACUGGCUGGUUGGGGUGUCUGCAUUGAGACACCUGGUGACAUCAUAUGAAAAGACACGCAUGUCUGCUCCCUCCCUAACAGUGUAGUUAGGACUGACAAGGAGCUCAGCACAGAAGAAACUGGCUUUUUAAACUUGGGGAGAAUAAUAAAAUGUUCCUUUUGUUAUUUAUCAGUCAGUAUUGCAGCUAUUGCCAUAGAUAGAGUAGAUAGUGUUUUUGUUGAUAUAAAAUGGCUUUAUUGUUACUGCUUCUAACCUCUCUAAAGAGAGGCAGAUCUAAAGGUCCCACUCCUUUGUCAUUUCACUACAGUGUCACUUUUUUUGUUGCCAUUUUGUUGCUGCUUUUUGCAAGUUUGCAAGGGAGUAAAUUACACUACUUAAAUGGCGACUGUUGCAGUUUGUAGCUGAGACCAUGUGUCAAUUUUUAUUUGAACUCAAAGAAUCGUGUGUAUAUGCUAAUUGUUAAACUUAAAACGUCUAGUUUAGCCUCUCAAUAAAUCAGUAACAAAUAUGCAUACUGUAUUUAUGCAUUUAGAUCAAACACAUCUAUGAAGUCUUGAAAUCUCUUUAACCCUGAUGCAUUUGUACAUUGUUUACAUAUGAUUGUUUUAUGUUGCUAAUUUGAAAUGACUUUAGUUUAAUAAAGUGAUGAUCCUUUUUGAUGAAAUGUUUCAGUGAUGUUUCCUAAAACUUAUAAUCUGUUUCAUAUUUCUCGUGCUCACAGAGUCACUAAGGGUGCUCGGAAGGACAAGUGACCCACUGCUUUGCCCUCUGCAUUUUCAGUCUUGGUAUAUAUACCGUAUAUACAGGCGGGUGUCAAAUUAAAGGAAACGUAAGAAGAAAUUAGAGACAUAAAAAAAUGCAGCUAGGAAGUGUCUGUUCAUCCCUCCAUUAGAGCUCCACACACUAUGUAUGAAUCCAUGACGGGGAGCACUGAAGCAAAAACUUAAUAACACACUUUGUCUUAUUUUUUAUGUUUUUCCUUUCAUUUGUCACCCACCUGUCAGUUUCUGUGGUAGACACAAUCUAAACUGGUGUAGUCAUUGAUUGAAUGAUUCCACACAGGACAUUGGUUUCUCUAUAUGCAACUAAUGCAUAUGCUCUGGUUUCCCAGGAACAUCUUAAUAUCAACAUGUUUGUUACCUGAGAGAGACCCUGUUAAGAUGUUUGGAAACUGGGUGUCACUUAUAGACUGUUUCAAACUGGACAACAUAAACAUUCUAAAUAGGUCCCUUUGUAUUUCCUGUUUGAAUGUAUGUUAAUGCUGAAGCUGACAGGAAGUAAACAGGGACCAAAGUUGUUGCCCUAGCAACAGAAUAGCAACGAAACGGUCCAUAGGCUGUAGGUGCAGCAGUGGUGUGUAUUAUGGAGCAUGUUCUAGGGUUGGGUGAUAUAGAAAAAGUCAAAUAGGCCUACCUCAAUAUUUUUGAGCAAAUACCUCAAUAUUGUGACUAUAUUGAAGGGUUGACUAUUGGUGCUUUUACAAAAUAUUUACACAAUGAGAUUUUUGAUAAAUAAUCAGCAGUAAUAUGAAUAUAAUGACUAAGUGGGUAAAGGAAAAUAAUAGAGCAGCAGAACGUCUUACCAGAACAGUCUGAAAACACUGUAACGUAGCCUUUAAAACCAGGACACCUAUUAUAUGCAAAAUGUAAGAUAUUGAGAUAUUUAGUCUCAUAUCACAGUAUCAAUAUAAUGUCAAUAUAUUGCCCAGCCCUAUCCUGCUCC
Messenger RNA from Epinephelus fuscoguttatus (brown-marbled grouper), 5107 nucleotides. RefSeq names its product short coiled-coil protein B-like. NCBI's taxonomy places the organism in Eukaryota, Metazoa, Chordata, Actinopteri, Perciformes, Serranidae. Gene Ontology annotation, cellular component: trans-Golgi network. The transcript is spliced from 4 exons. The record is from RefSeq and is a predicted model, not a curated record. The coding region runs from base 185 to 424 and encodes 79 amino acids.